UCAGUCACAUUUGAAAUUCAACCUGAAGUGCAACAUGACAUCCAAAAGCGGACCUCAGCUUUUAACGGUGGAAGAGUGUUUAGAAAUUAUAAAAAAUGAUUUAAAGCACAAAGAUACCAGCAAUAUAAAACUACAAACAUAUACGAUUAAAAAGUGUUCAGCAGAUUUGGUGGGGUUUAUGGGGGAGUAUUAUAAAUUGGAAGUGGAAGCUAAAAACGAGAUUGCCCAGGAAACUAUAAAACUUAGUUAUUUUCUGAAAUCUCUGCCGUUGGACAAUGAACUCUAUCGGGAUGAAUGUGAACGUAAAGGUUUCUUUACAAAAGAAUCUGAAAUUUAUCGAAAUAUUCUACCCCAUAUACAAAAGUAUACCCAGAGGCCUUUAUAUCCACAGGCCUAUUUGACACGUCGAGAUUUAUUAGUUUUAGAGGACUUUUCUAGAAGCGAAAAACGUCUCAAACAAAUGCAACCCCAUGAAAUUUAUACUUUAAAACAUUAUCAAUUAUAUUUACAACAUUUAGCGGAACUACAUAGCGCCAGUUUGGCUUGGGAAUUUAAGGAAAAAAUUAAUAUUGGUCAGCAAUUUGAAAAAACCCUAUAUGAGCUACAGCUGAUCAAUACCAAUGAGUGGUAUAUAACCGGCAUAAAGGCCAUUUUAUUUCUAGCUCAACAGCAUCCCAAAUUUCAGUAUGAAAAAGCUUUAGAAUUCAUUAAUCAUAAACUUUACAGUAUUCUCCUUAAUAUGGAAGAUUUUACUAAACCCUCUCAUACACUACGAAAUGUUUUGUGUCAUCGUGAUUCUUGGGAUCGUAACAUCUUCUGGGAACUAGAUGAGCACAAUCAACCUAUAGCUUGCCGUAUGGUGGACUUUCAGCUAACACGCUACAGUCCACCCGCUAUAGAUGUAUUAUACUUUCUUUAUAACAAUUUUGAAAGCCCCCAACAACGAUCGAAAUUAUUAAAAGAUCUUUUAAGUUACUAUUAUCAAGCUUUAAGGGAAGCUUCCAAACGCAUGGAUUUACCGGAAGAUUUAAUAACUGAAGCAGAAUUUAAUCAAGAUUGUCAACGUGCUUUAUUACCGGUCUUAACUUUACGAGCAAUUUGUGAACCUUUAAUGAAAUUACCAAAAGGUUUCUCACAAACGAUGCGUGAUAUAGAACCGGAAACAUUUGAUUGUUAUAUGAAUUCGGAUCGUACGGAAAUGUUUAGUCGGGUAUCUGCUAUAGAUUCAAGUUAUAUGGAUAAAGUUUUAUUGCCUGUACAGGAACUGCUGGAAUAUUUUGAUUUGCUGCCAAAAUAAAGAGUAAUAAAUUACGGCUAUGCCGUAUCCAUAAUACCCUUCA
Messenger RNA from Lucilia sericata (common green bottle fly), 1340 nucleotides. RefSeq lists its product as uncharacterized. The transcript has 3 exons. Bases 35 to 1297 code for a protein of 420 amino acids. Lineage: Eukaryota; Metazoa; Arthropoda; Insecta; Diptera; Calliphoridae. The record is from RefSeq and is a predicted model, not a curated record.